Molecule: messenger RNA, 735 nt
Organism: Bactrocera tryoni
Lineage: Eukaryota; Metazoa; Arthropoda; Insecta; Diptera; Tephritidae
Exons: 2
Coding region: 1-735 (244 amino acids)
Source: RefSeq, a predicted model, not a curated record
AUGGGGCUCAGCGUGGUUUUGCUAUUUCUACACUUUGGUACAACUCUGUUCCUGCUAACGCAAGCUCUACCCUACAGCCCAUGGCUGACAUCACAGCAUCACAGUCCACUUUACGAAGGUGUGAAGCUGCUCGUUGCGGAUGCCGAGUUUCAGGCGGGAUUGACUUGGAAUGAAACCGAAUUUCAGCUGCUUGAAGCUGUGACUGCUAUGCGGGACACCCAGACAGUGCUCGAUGACUAUGAACCUUUAAUAGAGGAACGUCUUAACGCUAGAUUACUCGCUACGCGUUCCAAAAGCCUUUAUCAACACUGUUAUUUGCAGCACGAUUAUGUCAUUGCAAAUUUCGAGCAAGAACUUGCGCUUAAACUGCAGAGCUGCAGAGCAAUGUUCACCAAAAGUUUAGCUGCUUUGCAGAAUGAGUCCAAUAUUGAGCUCAAUUUUAUACGUGGCGCUGCAGUGGAAGCUCGAAAUGUCCUUACCGCCUGUAAUGUGGCUGAGCUGAGAGGUAGAGAGAGCAAUAGAGAUAUCGCUGGCAUUACCAUGUGUGUGAUCAGUCGGAUUGGUGCGCUUGAUCAGCGUCUUUUGGCGGCUUCUGAAAACUUUCUAGAUCUACUUGCCACUGAGAAUGCGGCGGAACUUGCAGGCAAUAGCUGCGAGGAGUUCGAUGAACUACGUCAGUUAUUCGAUAGCGUUUAUGAUGACGUCAGUGAGUGUGUGGGAGAAAGAGAUGUCUAA